This is a messenger RNA of Rotaria sordida, 351 nucleotides long. NCBI's taxonomy places the organism in Eukaryota, Metazoa, Rotifera, Eurotatoria, Philodinida, Philodinidae. The record is from the annotation of a GenBank genome assembly.
AUGGAUGUAAAUAAAGCCGCUGAAGUUGCAUCUAGAACAGUUUGUGAAGCAAUCGUUGGCUCACGUAAUUAUGAAUGUCGACAUAUAGUUGAAGAUCUUCUUCAAACAGAAGAAUUUCGUAUUGUUAUUACAUCAGAUAUGAAAGUUAUUGAAGUACUUGGUACUUUAAAAAAUAUUAUUGCAGGACUUUCAAAUGAAUUAGGAUAUGGUGAUAAUACAAAAGUCGCUGUUAUUUGUCUUAGAUUAAAAGAAAUAGUUGAAUUUUGUGAAGAAUUAUUUACUGGUUCAUUAUUCAUUGUUCUAAAAUACAGAAAAGUUAUUUUGAUUUUAUUCAUCGGAUAUCAUCCAUAA